Eimeria necatrix is the source of this 3810-nucleotide messenger RNA. RefSeq names its product histidyl-tRNA synthetase, putative. Bases 1 to 3810 code for a protein of 1269 amino acids. The record is from RefSeq and is a predicted model, not a curated record. The transcript is spliced from 3 exons. Gene Ontology annotation, biological process: mitochondrial translation. Gene Ontology annotation, cellular component: mitochondrion. NCBI's taxonomy places the organism in Eukaryota, Apicomplexa, Conoidasida, Eucoccidiorida, Eimeriidae.
AUGAUUUAUUCUCUUGCUUUUGCCCGCUUCAAUACAGCUUCCUUUUGCUGCUUUGCUUCCUGCUGCUCCCGCCGCGCCUUCGGCUGUCUGCCGAGACACCUAAGUAUCGCCUGCCCCACAGCAGCAGCAGCAGCAGCAGCUGCUGCAGCAGCAGCAGCAAGAACAAGACCUGCAUCAACGCUGCGGUAUCCCCCGCAGCACUCGACCCAGACGCUUCCUCAGCAGCAGCAGCAGCAGCGCGCACAGCAGCAGCAGCAGCAGCAGCAGCAGCAGCAGCAGCAGCAGCAAGAAAUGGACUACAGUUUGGUAGUUGGGGGCGGCCGCCCCCUCACCGGCGACACUGUGAGCUGCUUCGCCUUUGGCUGGGGGGGGUUUUCCCUGGCGGAGGAUGCAGCCAGCAGCAGCAGCAGCAGCAGCAGCAGCAGCAGCAGCAGCAAGCGCAGCGAUGAGAACUGCAGCAGCAACGGCCAGAUGACCAACGGCUGCAGCAGCAGCAGCAGCACGGGGAUGCUGCGCGUGGCGGAUUUGCGCCUGUGCCUGCCCCCUGCUGCAGCAGCAGAAGUGCAGCAGCUGGGAGUGCUGCAGCAGCCAGCUGCUGCUCUUCCUGCUGCUGCUGCUCGCGCUGUGUCUUUGCUGCGUCUGUUUUCCCUGGAGAAGAGCGGCGUGCGGCGGGAGCUGCUGCAGGGCCUUGCUGCUGCAGCAAGUGCAGCAGCGCCGCCGCCAGAGUCCGCAGCAGCACCAGCAGCAGCAGCAGCAGCAGCAGCAGCAGCAGGCGGCGGGCUGCUGCUGCCGCGCUGCGGCCCCGCAGGCUGGGGACAGCCCGUGCGGCCGUGUCUGCUGGCGCUGCUGUGUGCUGCAGCAGCAGCAGCAAAACUCCCCACAGUCUCUUUUAAUGAAUUGUGUCUCUUUUUGACAGAUGGGGCAGAAGUUGCAGGCCGUUCUUUAUUUGCUGCUAAGGCCUGUGCAGCAGCAGCAACGCUGGCGGCUUGCUGCGCUGCAGCAGCAGCAGAAGUGCUGCUGCUGCCGCAAGCAGCAGUGGCCGACACUCUCAAAACUCUUGCUGCAGCACCGGGCUUGCGAGCAGCAGCAGAGCAGCUGGAAGCAAUGCUGCACGACUGCAAGCUGCAGCAGCAGCGGCGCGCAGCAGCAGACUGUGGGGCCGCCAUUGCUGCUUUUGCUGCAGCAGCAGCAGCAGCAGGGGGCCUCCAGGGGCCCCUGCAGGCGCUGCUGGCGCUUGCUGAGGAUGCAUGCAAGCGGCAGCUGCCCAGGCCCAAGCCUGCUGCUGCUGCUGCUGCUGCUGCUGCUGCUGCUGCCAUUGAGGCGGCGAACGCCGCGCCGGAGGGCAGCGCGGCGGCUGCUGCAGCAGCAGGGGAAGCAGCAGCAGCAGCAGCAGCAGUGGCAGCAACGCUGGACUUCCCGCUCAGCAGCGCGGCGUCGCCGUUCGCAGCAGCAGCAGCAGCAGCUGAAAUUGCUGCUCGCGCGCUGCUGCAGGCGGAGCUGGAGCUGCUGCGGGAGACUUUGCAGAUGGCGCAGCAGCAGCAGCAGCAGCAGCAGCAGCAGCAGCCGCUGCAGUCGCUGCCGGAGGCGCUUGCUGCUGACGCGGCCUACUUUGGGGAGGGCGGGGAGCCGCGUCUGACAGCAGCAGCAGCAGCAGCAGCAGCAGCGGGAGUGGAGCGGCUGCAGCAGGCCUUCGCGGAGGCCGAGGCCCGCAGCAGCAGCAGCAGCAGCAGCAGCAGCAGCAGCAGCAGCAGCAGCAAGGUGCUGGAGAGCCUGUCGCGGCUGGAGGACGUGUGUCAGCUGCUGCAGCAAGCUUUGGGGCUGCAUGCAGCUUUGCUGCUGCAGUGCAUAGAAAGCCGGGACCUGCAGGUGCUGCGGGAAGCAGCAGCAAAGAUAGAGCGGGGAAAGAAGAGCAGCAGCAGCAGCAGCAGCAGCAGCAGCAGCAGCGGGGCGCGUUGGCCCGUGACGCGUCCGGUGCGUUGCUUCGCGCUGCUGCUGCGGGAACUUGCUGCUGCUGCUGCUCCGCUGCUGCUGCCGAAUGCUGCAGUAGCAGCAGCAGCAGCAACUCUGUGGCAGCUGCCGCUGGCGGCGCCGCGGCGCGCGCAGUGCGCGUGCCUGCCCGCUGCUGCUGCUGCUGCUGCUGCUGCUGCUGCGCCCCCCAGCAGCAGCAGCAGCAGCAGGGGCUGCAGCAAGUGCAGCAGCUGGCUGGGGACGGAGGAGCUGCUGCUGCAGCUGCUGGCAGCAAGCAACAGCCUGCGGCGGCUGCCGAAAGUCCCCAAAGGGACACAAGACUUCUGGGGCGAGCGCGCGCUGCUGCGGCAGCUGCUGCUGCAGCAAGUUGCUGCUGCUUUCCGCAGCCACGGCGCGCAGCAGCUGGACACUCCUGUCUUUGAACUCCGCGAGACUCUCUUUGGCAAAUACGGAGCAGCAGCAGCAAAACUUGUCUUCGAAUUAAAAGACCAAGGAGGAGAACAACUCUGUCUCCGCUACGACCUCACUGUCCCCCUCGCCAGGUUUGCUGCUGUCAACGGCAUCCAGAAACUGCGCAGGUACCACAUAGGGAAGGUGUACAGGCGGGACGAGCCGCAGCUGUCUCGGGGUCGUUUUCGGGAGUUUUACCAAUGCGACUUUGACAUUUUGGGAGAAGCAAAACCCCACAUGUUGGCGGAAGCAGAGUGUCUGCUGCUGCUGCUGGAGGUGCUGCAGCAGCUGGGGGCGUUUGUGGGGUCUUUCGAGGUGAAGGUGAACAGCAGGUUGCUGCUGGACGCGUUGCUGCGGCGCUGCGGUGUACAGACAGCCCAGUUUGCUGCUGUUUGUUCUUCCAUCGACAAACUCGACAAAGAACCCUGGGAAGCUGUUGCUGCUGAGCUGCAGCAGCAAAAGGGAGUUGCUGCUGCUGCAGUGCAGCAGCUGGGCAGCUACGUCCGCCGCCGCGGCGACGUCGCCUCCAUGCUGCAGCUGCUGCAGCAGGACCAGCUGCUGCUGGCCGACCCUGCUGCUGCAGCAGCAGCAGCAGACUUCCAGCAGCUUCUCGUUUACCUCCAGGCCCUCAACAUUUCCCACUUCAUUGUUUGGGACUGGUCUUUGGCGCGGGGGCUGGACUACUACACGGGGCUGAUCUUCGAGGCCGUGCUGCUGCAGCAAACCAGCAGCAGCAGCAGCAGCAGCAGCAGCAGCACCUGCUGCAGCAGCAGCAUUGCGGGCGGAGGCAGGUACGACGGACUCGUCGGCAUCUUCAGCAGCAAACAAAUUCCUGCUGUUGGGUUUUCCGUCGGCGUCGAGCGCCUCUUUGCCCUCCUCGAGCAGCGCGUGGGCAUUCGCGCUGCAGCAGCAGACAGCAGCAGCAGCAGCAGCAGCAGCAGCAGCAGCAGCAGCGGCAGCAGCGGCCUUUUGGGAGACGGCGUCCGCAGGGACUUCACCGAUGUCCUCGUCUGCAAUAUCGGAGAAGGAAUGCUCCCGUACGCGUUGUCUGCUGCGAGUUUGCUGUGGCGGGGGGGCAUUUGCUGCGAAAUGUUCUACGGAGAAGAAGCAAGACUGAAGAAGCAAUUGGACUUUGCUGCUGCUCGCAAAAUGCCUUGGGCUGUUAUUUGCGGCCCCGACGAGAAGGCCCGCGGGGCCGUGCGGGUCCGCAGGCUUUUCCACAGCAGCAGCAGCAGCAGCAGCAGCAGCGAGCAGCAGCAGCAGCAGCAGCAGCAGCAGCAGGAGGCUGUGGACGAGGAAGUGCCCCUCGACAAGCUCGUCGAGUUCCUCAAAAGCAAAAUCCAAAUUUCCUCUUAUGACGCCUACGCACAGGCCCUCUUCAAAACCGACUAG